CUGUCGGUCAUGCUUCGAUACUUGUUUCUUUUGGUCGAGAGUGACCCAAACGUCAAUUACGGAGUGUCAACCAGCGGUGCCUGACCCCAUAAUCAACUGUUUCAGGCUCCGCUUCGAUCACCACAUAUCACCUUGACAUUCCGCCGUGCCUCGCGCUUCGUAUGACUUCCGGAAGCUUGCCCGCCCGCCCGCUUAGUUGGAAGCAGUCUUGAGUAUAACUCGACUGUAUCCAAAUGACAAUAUGGGGGUCGAUCCUCUUUCCCCCAUUGCACCCGUGCGCUUGAGAGCUCUCUUGCUGCCCAUUGGCAAGAUCAGGCGUUCCAGGUUCUUGAGCUUUGCUGCAAGACUUCAAGCCGAGAAUGUUGUCCGCUUGGGGGACAUUAGUCCUGAUGCGCGUCCAAAUCGAAACAUGUUCUCCCCGCUGGCGUUUCCUACCGGCAUGAUUCUAUAUGAUCUCACCUAUUCCGUGCCGCCGACAUCCCACUUGGAACUGUUUCCUUUCGAGAUAUUCCGUGAGCCUUUGGUCAUUAUCGCGAUUGCCGAUGGAUCGGAAUUGGGUGAAACUACGAAGAAAGGAGAUACUACCUCAGCGGCUGAGCAGGUCCCGACUCCUGGCGAGCUGGGACAGCUCCGGCAGGAAUUGGAAACACUCAAGCAGACGAAUCCGAGGGCCUUGGUCCACCAGCUCCUGGUGUUCGAUUAUGAUGGGGUGGAUAAAUUGUUCAGUGGCCCGGAUAAUGUUUCAUGGGUGCCGCGGCCUCAAGCAUCCAAGGCCACUACAAUGAAGACGGUAUUGUGCGACAUAACAUCCUUGCUUCUAUCCGAGCUGGAUGACUUCGCAAAGACCCUCCAGAGUAUACCCACUAUCCAUUCCCCAAGAGCAUCCUCUUGGGGGCCACAUCGAGGGCCUGACUUGCGUCCACGGCCAACAGAUCGCUUGUUCCACCGGAUGACGAUGCCUGCACAACUACCAUCCAAUCCCAACGGUGCACCAGAGUCUCCUGGGAGCUCCAAUCAGGGCUCGCCUGCGCCUGGCGAGCAUGAGACGCCUACUACGUUCGACGAGAUAACUAGGUCGAUUCAACUAGCUAACCGGUCCAAUUCAAUGAGCAAACCACAUUCGCUUCCAACAUCGAAAGAGCACAGUCGUGAUCGCAUGUCGGUAAGCGGCAUGAGCGCAACCGAUCGAACAAAGAACCGAAUCAAAGGGCGUACGGGAGUGGUUGUUGGAACAUUGUUUCUUCAGGCAGGCAGAUGGCCGGAUGCCCUUAAAGAACUUGUCGAGGCUGCAUCUAAUGCGAGAGCCAGUAGUGACUAUGUGUGGCAUGCUAAAGCGCUAGAAUCUAUUCUUCUCUGCCUACUGAUGCUCGCCUGGGCGGGGAUGGAUUUCCAGAUACCGCCUGUAUGCUACCCCGUCUCCGACAAGUCCUCGAAGCUAUCAUACAAUACUACCUUCGAUUCCACUUCAUCCUCUGCAGGAAAUCGAAUAAUUUCUCUCCAGAACCUAUCCAACCUGCUCCCGGACCUUUCGAACAAUAUACUGAAUCUCUACAACCGCGCCGCGAAUAUCACUGAUGAACCAUUGCCGCAACUCAUCUAUUCUGAGACUGUCGUCCGUCUGGCAAGGUUAUUGGCUGCCGCACGAAUUCGCGACGGUGCCCUGGAUGAUGUGGCACUGAAGAAUAUUGUCACAAAUGAGCCUCUCGUGCCUUUACUUCGUCCGGAGCGACCUCGUGGACUGAAUAUUCUUCGAAAAUCCGAGAUUGCAAAUUUUCUUUUCCGCGCUCUGCCCCUGUCCCCUGGUUCAGAUUUGCCUCCCACGGAUGCUAUACCUAUCACAGUCGGUGUGAUAUCCGUCUUGAACAUCCUCGACCUACCACGGAAAAAGGCGUUCCUGCUACGAGAACUCCUUUCACUUAUGGUUCCCACCCUUGUACAAGCCCGCAAGAUCGGCGCCGCAGAAGUGGGAGUUCAUCCUGCUGCUGGUCUGGCGUCUUUGACCGACACGGCGUUCGACAUCAAUGCUCUUGACCUUGGGCCUGGUAACAUGGAAGAAAGUAUGCGGUCGCUCCUAGCUGUCAUAGGUGAUACAUAUGGCGUCCAGCCACUGUCCUAUUUCGAAUGGGAAAAAAGGCGAUCUUCCACUAUCAGUGCAACAGAUGCCUUGCCUGACUAUGAUUCUGUGGCCGCUGUUGUUGAACGAUCUUUUCGUCAUGCUAGUCUGGAUCGGUAUGGAGAUCUCAAACUGAAGAUAGAUGUCCUUAAGGCUGCGAUUAGUUCAUGUGAGGCACUUCCAGACUUUCACGGCGUGCUUCGUUUCACAGUUGAGCUUCUUCAGACCAUCCGAGGGGACUUGAUGCUCGCAGAAACCCGAUUCAACCCGCCUUGCCUGUCUCGAGAUGAGCAGAUUCGGCUACUGAACAAUAUCAAACGAACUGUUGGCGCGGCCAACAAAUUAGGCGCAUCCGAGCUGGAAGCAGAAUAUUGGGAUGACUUCUUAAUCCGCGGUGUUGAGCUUCUACCCCUGCCAGACCCCAGACGACCUGUUCGUCACUCUAAGACAGAUCUUGAUGCGGUGGCAGCGGACCGCGAAGAAUCGGCCAAGGAUCCGUUUCUCUACAACCCCUUUGCCAAGGCAAAUAUCAAGGCUUCCGAGAUGUUGAUGGUUGCCGGUGAAUAUGCGGCUUUCCAAGUCUCGCUCCAGAACCCUUACGAUUUCGAGCUAGAAAUCGAAAGACUCAGCCUCGAUAGUGUUGGUGUGCCUUUAGAUGCUGUGGCAGAGUGGAUAUUAGUCCCGCCUCUGUCCAUGCAGAAAAUCACUGUUUAUGGCCAAGCGCUCGAAGAAGGAGCGCUCAAUGUCACUGGCUGCAUUGUCAAGGUCAGGAACUGCAGGGAGCGCAGGUUCCCAAUCUUCAAAGCAUUAUGGAGGCCAGAAGCAGAGGUGAAAUUCAAACGCACCGGCCUAGCCGCUAAGAAACCUGCAGUUGAUCGUCCUCUGUCCUGGAGUUCAACAACUUCCAGAGACGGUAAACCAGUCCCCAAAAAGGGCCCAGAUACUUCCGCUUGUGAAGUUAAGGUCAUCGGUAAACAGCCGUCCGUAGUUAUUGAGUCGUUGUCUCUAUCCCAGUCAGCGAUCAUGGUACUGGAAGGCGAGCUAAGCUCCUUCGACAUCACCCUGCGCAAUACAUCACCAUGUCCACUCAACUUCAUCCUGUUCACGUUUCAGGACUCUACGACGAAGCAGGUGCAGUCCGCGCUUAGCAACAAAGACCUUCUGCCUGUUGAAAUCUACGAGCUGGAACUUAACCUUACUAGACCUGCGCUGCGCUGGCGCCGGCAAGGUUCGAAUCCUGAAGACUAUUCAAUCCCGGCAGGCCAAAGUGCCACUUUCACUAUUGAAAUAGUCGGAAAGCCCGGCUUGCAGGACACUACUAUACAAAUCGAUUAUUCAUACCUUGGAAAAUCCGACGGCGGCUUACCUGAUGUGUUCUAUACCCGACAGCUUUUUGUCCCUCUCACUGCUACGGUCAAUGCCAGUGUCGAGAUUGCACGGUGUGAUAUUCUUCCCCUUAGUAGUGACUUUGCUUGGUGGAAUUAUAGAGAUGGCCUCGAGGAGGGCGUGUCUGAUGAUAGCCAACAUCUCGAGUCUGAUUCAAUCUCACCCGUGCUCUCUCAUCUUGCCCAUGGCAAGUAUGGACCUGACCACUGCAUUUGUCUCCUUGAUCUCCGCAACGCUUGGCCCAGCCCGUUGUCCGUAUCCUUGCAGGUUCAUGAGCAGUCUGUCGAUUCAGAGACGGCACCGAAUCUCGACAUCCCUAGCGACUCAGAGGGCCAAUAUACUGUGCAUGGAGAACUCCAACCAGGUCAAACAUCCCGCUUCGUUCUCGUCCUCCCUCGGGUUCAUCUAGACAACCCUCACGCAUCGAUUCCUAUACUGAACACGGGCGGGAAGCGUCAAUUUGUCGUCAGUGCCAACAAACUUUCCUUCGAAGCUGAGGCCGCCUCCCGCGAAGCAUUCUGGUAUCGCGAAGAACUCCUCCGCCGGGUAUCAGGAUAUUGGAAGGAGAAAGCCCGAGGACGCGCUGGAAUAAUCGAUCUGCGUAACCUUCGCUUCAAUGCCCGGAUGGUCGACGCCUUCCGGUUGGAGGACGUCGGUGUAACCUACAGCCUGGAACCCUCGCUACCCAGUGAGUCAGACGGCGCCGCGGCCGUACGCACCGGGAACUCCAAAUACGACGUCCGUACGGACGAGCUGCUGAACCUCACCGUCGGGAUCGUCAAUCGCUCCUCCAGGCCUCUGCAUCCUCUCCUGCGGCUGCAGCCGAGUCUUCGCCACCAGCCCAGUAAUGUGGCCCUUGACCUUUCGCGUCGUCUCGCCUGGACUGGCAUGCUGCAGCAGGUGCUCCCAGUGCUCAAGGGCGGGGAAAGUACCACUGCUACUGUUGGCGUUACGGCCCUUUGCCGGGGCGAUUACGAGUUCGGCGCAACGGUGGAGGAACUCCGCCUUCUGGUUCCCGAGCCGGAGCCCGGAAGCGAGGCCCAGCCAUCAGCUGCGCAGCCGGCUUUCCAUGACGCGGAUGGAAUCAUCACCGAUACGUUUGGUGCGGACGUAGCUAAGAAACGACGGAUCUGGCAUGCUAAAGAAACCUGUGUUAUGAACGCUCAUGAUUGAUACGCCUAAGGAUGAAGAAGUAAAAACACGACGAAUAGACGGAUACAUCUUCCCCUCAAAUCCGCU
Molecule: messenger RNA, 4738 nt
Organism: Aspergillus homomorphus CBS 101889
Lineage: Eukaryota; Fungi; Ascomycota; Eurotiomycetes; Eurotiales; Aspergillaceae
Product: TRAPPII-specific subunit TRS120
Exons: 3
Coding region: 242-4672 (1476 amino acids)
Cellular component (GO): trans-Golgi network
Source: RefSeq, a predicted model, not a curated record